AUGUCACUAUCGCGAUCACCCUCUCCCCACCCGGGCGGAGGGUGGUCCAGCCCGGGCUUAGCACCGGGCAGCGGAACCACAACUCCGCGCGGGUACUCGCCCUCCAAAUCACCCGGAAUUUCCUGGGCCGCGGCGAAAGCGAAAAGCGACGAGGUGCGCGGAUACCCAUCCUUCUCGACGCGCAAUAGUGGGUUCUUCUCGAGGCAGAAACAUAAGAUCUCGGCGAGGUUGCCCAGCUUUCGGGGACGGUCUGGUGCUGGUGGGUAUGUGGAUAAGGAUGCGUAUGGACGCGCAGAGUGGCGCUCUGGCGGGCAUGGGCCGUUGGCUACGCUGGGAAUGUUGAUGCGACGUGGACGGGCCCGUUUCCUUGCGGGAGUUUUACUGCUUCUUAUUGGGUACCUGUUUCUUUGGUCGACGCUGGUUCAAUGGUACCGUCGUUCAUCGCUGGGAGGAGGCCGCAAGGUGGUAAUCAUUCUCGGGUCGAAUAUCGAGGGCGGUGUUAUGGCGAUCAAGGGAGCGCGUGAGUGGGCUGUCGAGCGCAACAGCGUCUGGAAUAAGGAACGCUAUGCACAGCAGUGGGGAUACGAAUUGGAGGUGGCCAACAUGCUGGCUAAGAAGCGGUACUCGCAUGAGUGGCGCGAGAGCUGGGAGAAGAGUGACGUGAUCCGUGAAGCUAUGCGCAAAUAUCCCGAGGCGGAAUGGUUCUGGUGGCUUGAUAUCAACACCUGGAUUAUGGAGUAUGGGACCUCCUUGCAGAGCCACAUUUUCAAUGACCUGGAAUCGAAGGUCUAUCGAGAUAUCAACGAAUACAACCCUCUCAACAUGACACAUCCGCUUCCGGAGUUCUAUUUGGAUGAUCUAAGUCGUUCUCGGGAGGGUGAUGGAGAUUCUCGCUCUCUCAACUUGCUCCUUACUCAAGACUGCGGCGGGUUCAACCUGGGUUCUUUCUUGAUCCGACGGUCUAUCUGGACGGACCGACUCUUGGAUGCAUGGUGGGAUCCUGUCAUGUAUCAGCAGAUGCACAUGCAGUGGGAACACAAAGAGCAGAAUGCUUUGGAGUACAUUUACCAAAGUCAGCCAUGGAUUCGCAGCAAUGUCGGAUUCUUACCACAGCGCACCAUCAAUGCCUUCCCUCUGGGGGCCUGCGGUGACGAAAACAAUCCUGCCAUCCACUACCAGGAGGAAGACCGCGACUUCGUCGUCAACAUGGCUGGCUGCAUGUUUGGUCGGAACUGCUGGGCCGAAAUGGUCAACUAUCGAGAUCUCAGCGAUCGGCUCAAUAAGAGCCUGUGGGAAGCUUGGAAAGAUGCCCUCGGUGGGGCAGACGACCAGGAGUCGGAGGAUGAAGAAUCCGAGGAAUAA
Messenger RNA from Penicillium odoratum, 1362 nucleotides. Its product is annotated as putative alpha-1,6-mannosyltransferase subunit. Gene Ontology annotation, cellular component: Golgi membrane. Gene Ontology annotation, biological process: protein N-linked glycosylation. The transcript has 2 exons. Gene Ontology annotation, molecular function: glycosyltransferase activity. The record is from RefSeq and is a predicted model, not a curated record. NCBI's taxonomy places the organism in Eukaryota, Fungi, Ascomycota, Eurotiomycetes, Eurotiales, Aspergillaceae. The coding region runs from base 1 to 1362 and encodes 453 amino acids.